GCGCGCCUCUUACGUCAUCGGAAUGUAGGGCCAACGCGUCAUCGGCUGAACCACUUCGGUCUGCUAGGAAGGCGGUCCAUGGUACUGUAAAGUGAAGUUACAGUGGUGGUGUUUCCCCCUCCCGAGUCAGGACCAGAAGCAGCUGCGGGCACUUCCGGUGGUUGGCCUGGCUCUCGGGGAAGUGGGGCGGUGGCGCUGAUCGGCUGUGGGAGGCAGAGUUUUCGGGCUUCGCGGGCGUCAGAUACAACACCUAGUCACCAUGUCGAGCAAAAAAGCCAAGGGAAAGACCACCAAGAAGCGCCCUCAGCGCGCAACUUCCAAUGUAUUUGCUAUGUUUGAUCAGUCGCAGAUUCAGGAAUUCAAGGAGGCCUUCAACAUGAUUGAUCAGAAUCGUGAUGGUUUUAUUGAUAAAGAAGAUUUACAUGACAUGUUGGCUUCUCUUGGGAAGAACCCAACUGAUGAAUACCUAGAGGCAAUGAUGAAUGAAGCCCCAGGGCCCAUCAAUUUCACCAUGUUCUUGACAAUGUUUGGUGAAAAACUGAAUGGGACAGACCCUGAAGAUGUAAUCAGAAAUGCCUUUGCAUGCUUUGAUGAAGAAGGAACAGGCUAUAUCCAGGAAGACUACCUGAGAGAUCUGCUGACAACAAUGGGGGAUCGAUUUACUGAUGAGGACGUUGAUGAACUUUUCCGUGAAGCACCAAUUGAUAGCAAGAGCAACUUCAAUUAUAUUGAGUUUACCCGCAUACUGAAGCAUGGUGCUAAAGACAAAGAUGACUAAAGAAAUGUAAAGCUCCUACUCAUUAUUUUACUUAGCAAAAUUUACACCUAUUGGAACAUAUUGCAUGCCUUCCAAAAUACUGCUUUUUUCAUAUUUAUAUUUUUCCAGUCAUGUUGGCACACUUUGCACAUAUUUGGAGUAAGUGCAAGAUAAGUGGCAGGGAACAAAGUAUAGAAACGGAUCACAAAUGAAAUGCCUUGUCUGAAUUCCUGAUACUUUUUUUUAAACUAAAAUCUUUUUAAAUUGUCAUCUUAGUGUGGUUUGCAGGACAAUAGGAAGGGAAAAAUGUACCACACUCUCGGUAUAUAAUCUGAUCAAAAUAGUUCAGUUUAAAAAAAACUACUCUUAGGCUAAUUUAAUGAGGAUAUGUCCUGUAAAAGGGCAGCUUUUGUAUUGGAGAUCAUGGUAUAGUGUGAGAGCACUCAAUAUGCAAGUUUGAGUAUGUUGUCUUGUUUGGUUUAGAUGGCUGUUCUUGAAGCUAAAUUUGCUGAAAAAUUGUCAUCUAAUCAGUCUGGUAUUUUGCAAUACUUGAUUACUGUAAAGGGUAUAAAGUGGAAACUAUAUCUUGGUAUUAUGAAAAAAAUUAUCCAAAGGACAAAACUUCAAUUUAAUGUUCAGAUUUUAUUCAGUUUUUUUUCUGUUCUAUCUUAAGUAGCACCAAGUAUCCUGAGUGACUGCAGAUUGGUGUAGAACUGUUUUGCCUUAUUCUUGAUUGUACUUGCAGUUCAGAUUUGAGUGUCCUUGUCAAAGAUCUGACUUGAAAAUAAAAGAGAAAAAGUACUAAA
This is a messenger RNA of Pristis pectinata (smalltooth sawfish), 1563 nucleotides long. Its product is annotated as myosin regulatory light chain 2, smooth muscle minor isoform. The transcript is spliced from 5 exons. The record is from RefSeq and is a predicted model, not a curated record. Gene Ontology annotation, cellular component: cytoplasm. Gene Ontology annotation, molecular function: calcium ion binding. Bases 260 to 778 code for a protein of 172 amino acids. NCBI's taxonomy places the organism in Eukaryota, Metazoa, Chordata, Chondrichthyes, Rhinopristiformes, Pristidae.